UCCACGCUCUGAUGGGUUUUCAAUAAAAAUAUAUAUCAUAUGUGAUGAUGCCGCUCGUUCUGCGCUUUUUCGUUCCAUGAUAGUUUUCAGUUAAGUUUUGGUGGGUGUUUCAGUUGGUUUAGCCGUUCUCCUUACCAGGUUUGUUGAGUCGCAGAUUUGUGGUCAAGGAUGGAAUCUGCAGUCAAAUAUGUGGCGGCGCUGAAUGUCGAUGCGAAGCUGGUGAAAUGCUACAUCUGCGCUCUAUUUCGAGAUUCAUCUAGGACCGAGAUCGUUGGCACAGCGCAAAAUCAUAUCAAAUUCGUAUACCCAGCGUCAGGACGAAUAGAAAUUGAUCCAAAUAAACUGUGGAACAACAUCAUCCGCACAGUCAAGGCUGCACUUGGAGAGGCCAAUCUGACUGCCGGACAGAUUGCAUUCCUCGCAUUGGCCACCCACCGGGGAUCGUUUACCUGCUGGAAUCAAACCACCGGAAAGGUGUAUCACAAUUUCAUCACCGCUCAGGAUACUCGCUGUAAGGAAAUGGUCAAGGAGUGCAAUGAUGACUUCAUGUUUAAGUCAUUCAAAGCAAGUUCUUGUCUGCUUCACUGCGCCACCAAGAGGCAGCGAUAUCUCAGCGAAAGUGUGUUCGAUGUGAAAAGCUCCCACGUUACGAUGCGUUUAGCCUGGAUGCUAGAGAACUGUCCCAAGAUUCAAAAGGAUCUUCAGGAAGGGAAUGUACUCUUCGGGACAAUCGACGCGUGGUUGCUGUAUCGGUUCAGACAUGGUGCCAGAUACAACAAAGAUCUGGAGCACAUUAGUGAUGUUACCAAUUGUGCAGUGACAGGUUUUUACGAUUCCUUCAGCUUGCAGUGGGCAAAGUGGGCCUCCAUGCUGUAUCCAAUUGAGAAAAACAUCCUUCCAAACGUUGUGGACAACUCGUUCGAUUUCGGUUCCAUUGAUGCCUCCAUUUUUGGAAGCGCCAUCAAAAUCGGCACCUCGAUUUCAGACACAUCUGCCGCCCUCUGGGGAACCUGCUGCUUCGAGAAAACGAGCCUCUACCUGAAAAUAGACAACGAAACCGUCCUGAGCAUCAUGACAGGCUCAAGCUGUCUGGGUUCCAACCACGGACUCGCCUCGCUCGUUGGCUACAAAUACACCAAUCCCGUCUCGGAGCUGGAGGAGAUCGUUUAUGUUUUGGAGAAAACUUGCAACGAUUGCGCUGCCGUGAUAGACUGGGCGUUAAAGAUCGGGCUUUUCAAAGAUAUUCUAUCCGCCUCGACAAUGGCAUCGGCAGUACCGGACUCCAACGGGGUGGUAUUCGUACCGGCAUUCAGCGUCAGCAGACCUCGGGACAUGACCGACGGAUCCUGCUUCAUCGGGAUCAAGAAAACAACCCGGACGGAGCACAUGGUCAGAGCCGUGUUGGAGAGUCUGGUGUAUAAAAUUUCCCUGAUGUACGUCUGUGCCCACAAGGAAACGCAAAGCCAAUCGAUGGAAAAUUUCACGAAAAUCAAAAUAGACGGAUACGUCUCGCAGAAUGAUUUCGUCUGCCAAACAAUUGCCGAUCUUAUCAGCAUACCGGUUGAGCGUGGAAGCUCCGCGGACGCUACAGCACUGGGAGCUAUUUUUCUGGCGGGAGUCAAUAUGGGCGUUUGGAGCACCAAAAACGAAAUCAGACGUAUCCGAAAGGUUGAUAAAGUGUUCACCCCGAAUCCGGUUAAUAAAUUAAAGCUUCUCCGAAACAUGCGCUACUGGGAGGAGGCAGUCGAGAGAUUUAAGCGGUAGAUGGGCUCGAGUCAUAUGAAAACCGAGAUAAAUACGACACGCAUCAAUAGUGAUUUAUCUUCUUGUUGCUACAGUCAAGUUA
Molecule: messenger RNA, 1846 nt
Organism: Toxorhynchites rutilus septentrionalis
Lineage: Eukaryota; Metazoa; Arthropoda; Insecta; Diptera; Culicidae
Product: putative glycerol kinase 5
Exons: 5
Coding region: 169-1764 (531 amino acids)
Biological process (GO): triglyceride metabolic process; glycerol-3-phosphate biosynthetic process; glycerol metabolic process
Cellular component (GO): mitochondrion
Molecular function (GO): glycerol kinase activity
Source: RefSeq, a predicted model, not a curated record